ACGCGUACAAGUCCACUGGGGCUGGUACAGAUUGGUUUGGCAGUACGCCAAUCACUCGCGUGUGGGGCACCUCACUGAAGCGUCAAGGGGACGGCGUGCGGAGCGGCUUCAUCACCGCAGCCAUCGAGGACAAGAAGGUGAUGCUCCUCACCACGCCUGUGUAUUCAGAGGAGAAAAAGGAAGACAACAAAAACGGAAAGGGCCGGCUGCAUCUUUGGGUGACAGACAAUGCCCGUGUGCAUGACGUUGGGCCGGUAUCCAGUGAAGAGCACGACGCUGCCGCCAGCUCCCUGCUGUACAGAAAGAAGAGUGAGAAGGAGGAGGAGUUGGUUUUGCUGUACGAGAAGAAGAAUGAUGGGGAUGACUCAUUCAGCCUUGUCUCUGUGCGCCUGACUGCGCAGUUGGAACGGAUAAAAGAAGUGGUGAAAACUUGGAAAGAAAUUGACGCCGCACUAGAAGGUUGCACUUCCACUGGGAUCGUCGACCCACUGAGAAGAAAGAAUGUGUGUAAUGGCCCUAUUCCCACGGAAGGGCUGGUUGGCUUUUUGUCCAACGCAUUAACGGAUGGAACUGAUGCUGGGAAAGUAUGGAAGGACGAGUACCUCGGCGUGAACGCAACGGUGAAGGGUGAGACAGUGACGAGCACGGAGUGGGGCUUGAGGUUCAAAGGCGCAGCAGCGGGGGCGGAGUGGCCGGUGGGCAGCAAGGGGCAGAACCAGCCGUACUACUUUGCGAACAACGAGUUCACUCUUGUGGCGACGGUGGCGAUCCACGCGGUGCCGGAGGAGGACACUCCUUUGAUGGGUGCGAGGAUGAAUGACACGGACGGUACUGCUCUCUUUGACUUGUCGUACACGAGGGAAAAGAAGUGGAAGUUUCAAAUUGCUAACACUAAAACCGGACAAGAUGCCGAUUAUUUUGAGUUGGAACUAAACAAAACAUAUCAGGUGCUGGUGGAAAUGAAUAUAAACGAGUGGUAUGUGUAUAUUAACGGGGCUAAUAUAUACGACAGCGAUGAUGAU
Molecule: messenger RNA, 1022 nt
Organism: Trypanosoma rangeli
Lineage: Eukaryota; Euglenozoa; Kinetoplastea; Trypanosomatida; Trypanosomatidae
Product: trans-sialidase
Exons: 1
Source: RefSeq, a predicted model, not a curated record